AUGGACGCGGCGGCCAUGCGGCGUGUCGAGGCGCACCUCUCGGUGACAACGGCGUCGUCGACGCGGAUUUGGUACCGCAUUCGGUUCCAAACGAUGCACUUGGUCGGCUCGCGCGCCUUUCAUCGCUUGGGGCUUGCGGUGACGACGCUCAAUGUGACGGUGCUUUCGUGCAACGCGCACGGCAUGUCGGCGACGACGCAAUAUUGGAUUGAAACACUCAACUUUUUCUGCCUCGUCUACUACAUCCUCGAGACGCUCCUCAAAAUGGUGGCGGCCGGCCCGUGGCGCUACUUUCGGGACGGUUUUAACCGGUUUGACUUUGUCACGAUCGCCCUUGGCAUCCUCGACACGGUCGCGAACCCGCCCGAGAUUGUCGACGGCAACCCGGGGCGCGUCUCGCCGUUCGCAGCCUUGCGCGCGCUCCGCGCCAUCAAAAUCGCCAAGUCGAUCAAGCCAUUGCAUCGCCUUUUGGUCGCUAUCAUGGACGCGUCGAGCGAGAUUGGGAACUUCCUUGUGUUUCUGUUUUUGUUUAUUUACAUUUACGCGCUCAUUGGCAUCGAGCUCUUUGCGACGCGCCUCCAGUUUGACAGCAGCAACCGCCCGCUCCCGUUUAACGGCACGCAUCCCAUGUACCAGUCGCGCUCCAACUUUGACCAGAUCGAGUGGGCCGUCUUUAGCGUCUUCCAGAUCAUGACGUACGACAACUGGCCGGCGGCACUCUACAAUGGGUGGCUCGUCGCGGGCUGGCUCGGCGUGCUCUACUUUUGCUCGAUCAUCGUGCUCGGCGUCUGGGUCGUCAUGAAUGUCUUCUCGGCCAUCCUCGUCGAGUCGGUCAUGGCCGGCACCAGCGCCCAAUCGACCGACGACGACGACGACGAUGUAGAGUCGGACUUGGACGACUUGGCCCCCGACCUCGCGGUCCUGCACCGCGCUUACACGAUGCGGGUACGACGGCCUCGACCGUCUUCUUGUAGCCGCUCGCUCCGUCGCAUCUUUCGAAAGGCGCUUCACGCGAUCAACCUGCCGCAAAUUGCGCCGGCGCCGUCCGUUGUGGACUUGCAUGGACCUCCAACGACCGCGGUGCAGGUGACGCACGUGUCGUGGCCGCGGCGCGCCGCCCGCCGCCUCGUCUCGCACCGGUUUUGGGACCGCAGCGUGACGCUCAUCAUCUUUGUUUCGUGCGUUCUAACCGCGCUGGACUCGCCGCUUCUCGACACGCACCAAGGCUUGGGCUACGGGAUCGAGAAGGCCAACAUGGUGUUCGCCGUCGUCUUCUCGAUCGAAAUGGCGCUGCACCUAUUCGCGCACGGCGUGAUCGCGUACCUCCGAGACCCGUGGUCGGUCUUGGACGGCUUCAUCGUGCUCGUGUCGCUCCUCUCGUGGGCGCUCGGCUCGAGCGUCAUCUCGAGCUUGCGCGCCUUGCGGUCGCUCCGCGCGCUCCGGCCGCUCCGCGUCAUCAACAAGAUGCCGCAGCUCAAGGUCGUCGUCAACACGCUCUUCCGGUGCCUCCCCGAGAUCGGCAAGGCGUUCAUCUUCUUCCUCUUCAUUUUGCUCAUCUUUGGCAUCAUGACCGUCAUGUUUUUCCGCGGCGCGCUCGCGUCCUGCAGCACGAGCCCGUACACGUACAUGACGAGCGAGACGCCGCCGCCAUGGUUCCCGCGUGACUAUCGUGGCAGCUACAACGCCUCGGACUUGGCGCAAUACGAUCUCAUGUCGUAUCCGCGUCCGUGGACCAGCCUCUCGUCGUCCGCCCAAGCUCAAAUGGCUGAUGUGUGGCCCCAGAUUCGUUGCAACGACCACAGCUGCGACGUGCACGAGACGCCGACGUCGCGCGCUGUCUGCGAAGCCUUCAAUUGCACGUGGACCAACGUCGUGCCGCAGCGCUUCGACAACAUCUUCCUCGCCAUGGGCUCGCUCUACGAGCUCACGACGAUGGAGGGCUGGGCGGCGGUGGCCAUUGCCAGCGUCGAUGCAACCGGCGCCGACAUGCAGCCGAUCAAGAACACGAAUCCGGCGAUGCUCUUCUUUUGGAUCUUCUUUAUGAUUGCCGGCGCGUUCUUCAUCACCAACCUCUUCAUCGCCGUGCUCUGCGACAGCUUUAUCCGCGAGAACUACGGCGUCCUCGUCACGGACGAGCAGAUCAGCUGGAUCAAAAUGCAGCAGCGCGUCUUGGCCAUCAAGCCCGUCGUGGUGUUUCCGUCGCCCGCGCAGCCGAUCCGCCGCCUCGCCUACAAGCUGGUGCACUGGCGCGGCUUUGACGCGGUUGUGAUUGCGUGCAUUCUACUCAACAUGGUGACGAUGGCCGUGACGUACUAUGGGCAAAGCGAGACCAUGACGCUGCUUCUAAACGCCCUCAACUACGUGUUCGCGGCCGUCUUUGUAUUGGAAUGCGUGCUCAAGAUCACGGCUUUUGGCGCGGCCUACUACUUUGCCGACGACUGGAACCGGUUUGACUUUGCCGUUGUCUUUCUGACCGUCGUGAGCCUCGUCGUGCCACUUGUGUUUGCGACCGAGUCGCUCGGGCCCGUGGCAACGAUCAUCCGCGUCUUCCGGGUCGGCCGCGCGCUGCGCCUCAUCAACCACGCCAAGCUCAUCAAGGCCAUGUUCGACACGAUCCUUGUCUCGCUGCCCGCCGUCGCCAACGUCACGGCGCUGCUCAUGCUCAUGUACUACAUCUUCGCGGCCGUUGGCGUCCAGCUCUUUGCCAAAGUCGGCUUCCAGAACAUGCUCAACCCGCACCAGAAUUUCCAGACGUUCUGGAUCGCGCUCCAGACGCUCAUUGGGUUUUCCACCGGCGAGAAUUGGCCCAACUUUCUUUGGGAAGUGUACAACCGAGUGCCGGCCACGAACCCGACGUGCGCCGAGCGCGUCUACAACGCGUCCAUGUGCGGCUUCCACACGGUGCACGAGUGCACACCGCUCGACGGCUGCGGGUCGUCGCUCAUCCUGCCCUACAUGUACCUCUUCUUCUUCGUCAUGGGCUACGUGGGCAUCAACGUCUUCUCCGGUAUCGUCGUCGAUGCCAUCGGAGAUACGUCGAACGCCGCUGUCGUUACCAACGACGUCCUCGAAGCGUUCACGCUCGCUUGGUCCAAGUUUGACCCGCAAGGCACGGGCAUGGUGACGCUGGACGACCUGGCGCACAUCCUUCUCCAGCUGCCACCGCCCUUUGGCCUCCGAACCACGCCCCACGCGACGAUGAAAGCGGCACAGCGCCGCAUGCGCGAUCUGCACAUCGACGUGUACGACAAGCAGUACGUACAUUUCAAAGACGUGCCGCGCGCGCUCGUCCUCCAAGCCGUCAGCAGCGGCGACCGGCAAAAGAUGCUCGAGUGCGCGCAGAUCAUGGAAGACAUGGGGUUUGCGCGCGCGUUCGACGACGCGUGGUUUAAAAAGUGCGACAAGGCCAAGACGGACGCGCUCAAAGCGUUUGAAACCGCCAAGGCGCGUCAUCACUUUGCCACCGAAUUGAUUGCGAGAACUCUUCUCGACCACGUGCGUGCGCGACGACAGCUCAAGGCGUAUGCCACUGAAGCGGCCAACGAAGGUACCACGCAAGAGGGUGCUGCCAAGGAAGCGGGGAAGGAAGACGGAGAAGCCGCCAAGAAAGGAGGUGCUUCGGUCACAGCCGCGUCACCAAGGAGACAUGUCCGGUCCGCAACGUCGCCAGCGCAGCGCCACAAGUCGCGAAGUAAAGUAAAGCACAAAGCGUGAUCGGCCGGUUCUUGGUUUUUUUCCG
This is a messenger RNA of Saprolegnia parasitica CBS 223.65, 3739 nucleotides long. RefSeq lists its product as hypothetical. Bases 1 to 3714 code for a protein of 1237 amino acids. Gene Ontology annotation, cellular component: plasma membrane; voltage-gated sodium channel complex. The record is from RefSeq and is a predicted model, not a curated record. Gene Ontology annotation, biological process: monoatomic ion transport; transmembrane transport. Lineage: Eukaryota; Oomycota; Saprolegniomycetes; Saprolegniales; Saprolegniaceae. Gene Ontology annotation, molecular function: voltage-gated sodium channel activity. The transcript has 14 exons.